This is a messenger RNA of Haemorhous mexicanus (house finch), 1354 nucleotides long. It is a transcript of the gene GAR1, whose product is annotated as GAR1 ribonucleoprotein. The transcript has 7 exons. The record is from RefSeq and is a predicted model, not a curated record. Gene Ontology annotation, cellular component: box H/ACA snoRNP complex. Bases 192 to 845 code for a protein of 217 amino acids. NCBI's taxonomy places the organism in Eukaryota, Metazoa, Chordata, Aves, Passeriformes, Fringillidae. Gene Ontology annotation, molecular function: box H/ACA snoRNA binding. Gene Ontology annotation, biological process: snoRNA guided rRNA pseudouridine synthesis; ribosome biogenesis.
CCUCAGAGGAUGGUCCCGAGGGCUGGGGUCCCUCUGCCCUGGCUGCUGGCCGCGUCCCGAGGGCCCUGUGAGGCGCUGCGGGUGCGCGCCCAGUGCGGCCGAGCCCGAGCAGUGCGGCCUCCCGAGGGAACCUCCCGAGGUUUAACGGGGCCGAGAGGAAGGGUCGGGACGACCCCUGGAAACAGUAGAGAAUGUCUUUUCGUGGAAGAGGAGGUGGAGGAGGAAGAGGAGGUGGCUUCAACCGUGGAGGAGGUGGUGGUGACAGAGGUGGCUUCAACCGCGGUGGGCGAGGUGGCUUUGGACGGGGAGGUGGAAGAGGAGGCUUCAACAGAGGAGGAUAUGACCAGGGCCCUCCAGAAAGGGUAGUUUUGUUGGGAGAGUUCAUGCAUCCCUGUGAAGAUGACAUAGUUUGUAAAUGUAAAACAGAAGAAAACAAAGUGCCUUAUUUUAAUGCCCCAGUGUACCUGGAUAAUAAGGAGCAGAUUGGCAAAGUGGAUGAAAUAUUUGGACAGCUGAGAGACUUUUAUUUUUCAGUGAAACUGUCUGAAAACAUGAAAGCCUCUUCAUUUAAAAAAAUGCAAAAGUUUUACAUUGAUCCAGCAAAGCUGCUGCCUCUUCAGAGAUUUUUGCCAAGGCCCCCUGGAGAAAAAGGUGCUCCCAGAGGAGGUGGUAGAGGAGGACGUGGUGGUGGACGUGGUGGAGGAAGAGGUGGUGGUAGAGGAGGAUUUGGAGGAGGCAGAGGUGGAGGAAGAGGAGGAGGAUUCAGAGGAGGUAGAGGCGGAGGAGGAGGAGGAUUCAGAGGAGGAAGAGGUGGUGGAGGAGGCUUUCGGGGAAGAGGACAUUAAAAAUGGAGCCAUGAGUAUCUCCUCAUUGUCUAUCAUGUCAUCUGCAGAAGCAAAGAACCAUGAAAAACUUUUUGUAAAGGACCUUGUAAAUCUUUUUAUAAAGAACUUGAAGCUACAAAUGACAGUUAUUUUUACACUUCAUGACUGUUGAUGGACGCGUGAGGAGAGUGUAGCCCCAGGUGAAGAGCUGAAGAUUGCUCAGAAUAUGUGUAAACUUUUCUCACGGAGCCACAAUUUGAUGUUAUUAUUAAACUGUUUGUUUCUGACAAGCAGUCAGUGCAGUCAGUGCUUAACUCCAUGUUGGAGCUGGGAGUAAACAAUCAGUUGAAAUGGGUUUUCAAAAGACCCUACAGGUUCACUGUAUGCACAUACUUCAGUGUGAACCUGUGCGUGACUGAUCCUUGGUUCUCAUCCUCCUUUUGUAUUGAAUCUUCUGGGCUGCUCUGAAAUGGAUGUGCCAUUUAAACAACCUUUGUGAAUCUUUUUUUAUAAAUUAAAUUUCAAACUUU